AUGGAUGUUCCAAAUUAUGAAUACUUAAGAUAUUUAGGGAUACAGAACGAAAUUAAAAGGAGAAAAAUAUAUAAAAGAAUAAACAUAUAUCAUGUGUUAGAUAUAGUAAUAAUUAUAUUAUUAUUUUUGGGGUGCUAUAAAUUUGAUAUUGAAAAAAGUUAUCAAAGUGAAAAAAAAUUAUUUUACAGUUUUACAAAAUCGUUGAUAGAUUUGUUUAUCUUGAACUUAUUCAGAAUAUUGUAUACAUUGAUAUUCCUUUUUUUAUAUGCAAAAAUAAGCUCAUUAAAAACGUUAGAAAAUGUAUACGUGUUUUCCAGACAUUUCACAGGAAUAUUGGCAAUUAUUAACACUUUGAAAAUGAUAAAUUUGCAAUAUUAUAUGGAAAAUCCAGAUAAUAUUAUUGAUCAAAAUAAUUACACAUAUAUAUGCAUAGCAAGAGUGAUAAUAAUGCUCUAUAGCAUGUGUUCAUCCUUGUAUUAUUACUUUGUGCAAAUUCAGUUAUAUAACGUUAAGAAAAGAAGUAUAAUAGCUAAAAGUGAGUUGGAGAAAAUACUUAUAAAUGAUUUGAAAUCGAAAAAGUAUCAACUGUUCAAUGCAAAUGUAAGAAAUACUUUUUUGGAGACUGAUACAAGCAGUGUUAAUAAUGAUUCUAUGCGAAUUGAUUUUAAGAGUAUUAUCGAUGGAAAUUUAUCGUAUAGCAAAUUAAGUGACUCAGAUGAUAUAUUUAAAAAUACAAAGAAACAAAAAAUUGGGUGCCGAAGAAAAGUUCCUCAGAUUAACAGUGUAUUUGCAGAGAAAAAUGUAAAGGAAGCGUUACUGAAGAAAAAAAAAAGUUACCAUUCUGAUAAGAAAGUUAGUGCAGGAAGAGGAAAUGAUGCUGGAAGUCGAAAGAACAACGAUUCUUUCUCUUCCUCUGCUACCUCCUCUACGACCAAUGCAAAUAUAAGUUUUUUAGAGGACAAACUAAGUUACAAAGAGUUCAUGAGCAUAUUGUUACCAUAUGCAUGGCCCAGCAGAAGAGUAGAUCAGAAAGGAAAUAGUAUAAUUUUGAGAACAUAUGUAGUGUUUAUAUUUCUGUUUAUUAUAUUGUCAAAAAUGUUCAGUGUUGUAUGUCCGAUAUAUAUAGGGCUAGCAUCAAAUGAAGUAUUAAAAAAAGAUAUAAAGAAUUCCAUUUUUUACCUUACUCUGUAUGUUACUUUUUUCUUUACAUCUAAAUUUUUAAAAGAAAUAUGUGGAAUUUUAUAUUCACAAGUACAACAGUCAGCAUUCAUAGAGUUACAAGAAUCCAUUUUUCAGAAUUUUCAUAAUUUAUCAUACGAAUGGUUUUCGACAAAAAACUCUGGAGGUAUAAUGAGAAUUGUAGAUAGAGGUACAGAAAGUGCAAACAGUUUAAUGAAUUCUUUACUCAUGUAUAUAAUUCCAGCAACUAUAGAAGGAGUUGUGACAUGUAUCAUAUUUGUUACCAAGUAUAAAAGUAGUGUCUUAGGUAGUGUUUUAUACAUAGGUCUAACAUUAUACACAUAUGCAACUAUAAAAAUAACAAAAUGGAGAAAGAAAAUAAGAAGUAAAGCGAAUAAAAUGGACAAUGUAUAUCACGAUAUUGCUCAUGACUCUUUAACAAAUUAUGAAAAUGUAAAAUAUUUUAGUAAUGAAAAUUUUGAAAUAAAAAGAUUUUGUAGUGCAUUAUCUAACUAUAAUAGAUAUAAUUUAAAAAUACUUAACAGCUUAGGUAUACUCAAUAGUAUUCAACAAUUUAUUUUAAAUGCCACACUAUUUUGCACAUUAAUUUGUGCAAUUCGUAUGAUUAUAAAUGAUGGAGCUGAUGGUGGUACAUUCAUUAGUGUAGUGGUGUAUACAUCUAACGUUUUUGCACCGUUAACUAUAUUAGGUACGUUAUAUGCAAAUAUUGUUAAAUCAUUUACUGAUAUAAGCGAUUUGACUGAUAUUUUAAGAGAAAAGGUAGAUAUGAAAGAUGAUUCUAAUUUGGAACCAUUCGUUCUUACGUCUCAUGAAAAGAAAUUCGGAGCCAGCAUCCAAUUUGUAGAUGUUAAUUUCCACUAUCCAUCUCAACCUCUUCAUAUGUCUUUGAAAGAUAUUAAUAUUUAUAUACAACCAGGUACUACAUGUGCUCUUGUUGGUCAUACUGGUUCAGGAAAAACAACUAUUUCUAAAUUGCUUUAUCGAUUCUAUGAUGCUGAAGGGGAUAUAAAAAUUGGAGGCAGAAAUAUAGCAGAAUAUACAAGAAAUUCAGUUAGAAAUAUAAUUGGAAUAGUCCCACAAGAUACAAUUUUGUUUAAUGAAACGAUUCGAUAUAACAUACUCUAUGGAAAAUUAGAUGCAACUGAAGAACAAUUAAUACAAGCUGUCAAAUCUGCACAGUUGUAUGAUUUUAUUGAAUCAUUACCAAAAAAAUGGGACACGUUGGUUGGUGAUAAAGGUGUCAAAUUAUCAGGAGGGGAAAGACAAAGAAUCGCUAUAGCCAGAUGUUUAUUAAAAGAUCCGAAAAUAGUCAUUUUUGAUGAAGCAACUAGCUCUUUAGACUCAAGAACUGAAUUUUUAUUUCAAAAAGCUGUAGAGGAUUUAAAGAAAAAUAGAACCCUAAUCAUUAUUGCACACAGACUUAGUACCAUUGCAUCAGCAGAAUUAAUUAUCUUAUUAAAUAAAGGACGAAUUGUUGAAAGAGGAACUCAUCAAUAUUUACUUAAACUGAAUGGAGAAUAUACAGAAAUGUGGAAUAUGCAAUCCCGAUCGAAUGAUUUAUUUACAGAUGAUAAUUUAUCAAAUGAAGAAAAUAAAAGUGCGCCUCCACAUUCAAAAAAUAUGGGAACAAAUUCCCCACGUUCCCUUGCUGUAAUGAGGAAUGCUAAAGCCAAUAGUGCCCGAAGUGCAAUUUCUGGAAAUGGUCAACAUGAGAAUUACAGCAUUCGUAAAGAUAUUGGAGGACGUCUACAUGUAUAUAAUAGUAUCGUGAGGGAUGUAGUGAGGAAUGCAACCACAGGAGGUAAGACAAGAGAGGCGCGAGGUAGCAACGUUAGCUGUGGAACCACACCCAGCGUCAAUAGAAGUAACACAGCCGGCAGUGUUGGAAGUGCUAGAAGUGUUGGAAGUGCUAGAAGUGUUGGAAGUGCUGCAAAUGUUGGAAGUGCAGCAAAUGUUGGAAGUGCAGCAAAUGUUGGAAGUGCUGCAAAUGUUGGAAGUGCAGCAAAUGUUGGAAGUGCUGCCAAUGCUGGAAGUGCUGCAAAUGUUGGAAGUGCAGCAAAUGCUGGAAGUGCAAGCGGAUUGAAUAACCGAAGCAUGAACACAGUGUGUGGUGAUGGCAAUGAGAACAAUGGUGACAUAUACGGAUCUAAAGAGGGAUUGAAUGAAAAUGCCAUUAGAAGUAGUGACACAAGGAACUAUACUGCUGAUCAUAGCGACGUUCGGGGUGGAAGUGUGCAAAGUGGUAGACAAAGUGAUGGAUCCGCAAGUGCCCAGAUAGAUGAUGGUUCCAAUAUGAGAUACGAAUCAGGAACUGUUCGAAGUAGCAAUGGUCAUAGUUCUAGAUCUAAUAACAUCAGUGGCGAUGCAGAGGUAGUAGAAAACGACGCAGUUAGUGGGCAAGAUAGUAGCCCCAUUGAUAGGGAAGAACCAAUUGGUGCAGAGGAACCAAUAGACGAGGGUGAAACAAAUAGUAUCAUGGGAAGCGAUGUACAUAGGAAUCACGAAAUUGGAUAUAGACAAAGAAUCCACCACAUGAACAAUAACAGCUACAAUAGUAGUAGCACAAACAAUGAGAAUGAUGGACGUGGAGAUGACAACAAUGUAAACAAUGACGCAAACACCUUCAGUGGUGGUGGCAGCAAUGAUAAUAACAUCAGUACAAAUGAUUUGGACAAUCAGGAUUAUACUAACGGUUUUGAAAUAGAUUAUCAGGGUGGUUAUAAUGAACAAGCGAUUGUUAGUGAACAGUCUUCGCCCAUCGAACAGAUGGUGUCAAGCUAUGCCAUAACUGCUAAUGAAUCUGUUAUUGCCAACGAAUCUGUUAUUGCGAACGAAUCUGCUAUUACGAAUGAAUCUGUUAUUGCGAACGAAUCUGCUAUUACGAACGAAUCUGCUAUUGUUAACGAAUAUGUCACUACCAACGAAGUAACAGUGAGCUACACGGAUUACAAUACGGGUGCGGUUGAUUAUAGCUACGAUAAUGCGGAUAAUGAUUCAUAA
Messenger RNA from Plasmodium gonderi, 4200 nucleotides. RefSeq names its product multidrug resistance protein 2. The transcript has a single exon. The record is from RefSeq and is a predicted model, not a curated record. Gene Ontology annotation, cellular component: membrane. Lineage: Eukaryota; Apicomplexa; Aconoidasida; Haemosporida; Plasmodiidae. Gene Ontology annotation, molecular function: ATP binding; ABC-type transporter activity; ATP hydrolysis activity. Gene Ontology annotation, biological process: transmembrane transport. Bases 1 to 4200 code for a protein of 1399 amino acids.